This is a messenger RNA of Paramacrobiotus metropolitanus, 2112 nucleotides long. Its product is annotated as kelch-like protein 3. NCBI's taxonomy places the organism in Eukaryota, Metazoa, Tardigrada, Eutardigrada, Parachela, Macrobiotidae. The transcript has 6 exons. The record is from RefSeq and is a predicted model, not a curated record. Bases 99 to 1811 code for a protein of 570 amino acids. Gene Ontology annotation, molecular function: protein binding.
UCACAGUUCGCAGAGCUAUUAAAUUAGCAAUAACUAGUAGACACUUUGAUUCUAUCGACCUAUAUUUGAUUCUAUCCCUCAUCGUCCGCUCUGCAAAAAUGUCGAAGCGUUCUGCUGAUCAGCCGUCUCACAGUUGUCUCGCUGUGGAAUUUCUGCGCGGACUGCAUGAACUGCAGUCUACAGGAGACCUGUGCGAUGUGAAGCUGAAGAGCAACGAAGGAGAAUCAGCGGUGGUCAUCUCCUGCCAUCGCAACGUACUCAGCGUCCACAGCCUCUACUUUCGAUCGCUUUUUAAAUGGAAGAAAGGGAAGGAUUCCUCACAGCCAGAGUUGCUCGAUUUCGACGGUCCCACUUUGAACGAACUGGUGCACUACGCUUAUACUCUGGAUAUGAGCCUCAACGAUGACAACGUUGCGGACAUCCUAGUUGCGGCGCAGUUUCUGCAGAUGGAUGGCGCUAUUGGACACUGCUGCAAUUACUACGAGACGCACAUGCGCCUCUCCAACUGCCUGACCGUCCACGCGCUCGCCACAAUGUACCAAAAUCCCAGUCUGGCCGCCGCCGCCCUGGCCACCAUUCAUCCACACUUCCUGCGCUGGGCGCAGAGCCAGGAUUUCCUGCGGAUGGAGGCGCAACAGCUGGCUGCGCUGAUUGCAUCGGAUGAGGUGGAAGUGAACAGUGAGGAUGAAGUUUUGGAGGCGGUGCUGCGCUGGUUGGAUUACGAUCGUCCCGGACGACUGCUGCAAGUACCCACGGUGCUGCAGAGCAUCCGCGCUCCGUUCCUCAGUGCCCAGUCUCGGCUGCAGUACGAUUUGGCCUUGGAAAGUGCGGCGGCUGGGAUGGUCGAUGAAUUGGCCGGCGGGAUACAGAACAACAAUAACACCACCCAGCGGCAUUCAGUCGGUGCACACGAAGUGAUGUUCUGCGUGAAUGUUUACGAUGCGGACAGUAAGGGAACGGCGGUGCAGGUGUUCGACCCGUCGAUUCCGGCUGUGUGGGACCUGAAGAAAUUGUCACUCCCUGCGGACAUCAGUAGCGUCGUGAUGCUGGACGGUCGUUGGAUGAUGAUCUCCAGCGCUAUCCAUGGCUGGAAAAUCGUCCAGCGCAACCGUCGCUUCACCGGCCUGGUUGAAGAGUGGGGACCGCCGGUGGCCGGCAUGCACACCUGGCGCGUCUCAGGAGCUCCAGCUGCUCUGGAUGAUCGUGUUUAUGUGGCCGGUGGCUAUGACUUAAAACGCUCGCAGCUCAUCCUGUCGACUAUGGAAGUAUACGAUUUCCCAAGUAAUUCGUGGCGUACGCUGGCUGAUCUACCGGUGCCUCUCACGGGUUUGGUGAUGGUGGCACAUGAUGGGCUACUGUACGCGUUCGGAGGGUCUAUCGCGAUUGGCAACGUUAGCAACUUGGUCCACGCCUACCACCCCGCGGAUAACACGUGGAGCCGACUGGCCGACAUGCCUAUGGCACGCGACAGUUUUGCGGCGUGCGUGGGUCCCGACGGGUGGAUCUACGUUGUUGGGGGACGAGCCAGUGACCUGGGGGUCUGUGCGCGCGUGGAGGCCUACAAUCCCGUCACCAACAAGUGGCUGAGAAAAGGAGACCUGGUGCACCCGCGUAAGGAUCUGGCAUGUGCGUGUCUGGGCGGGGAGCUGUACGUCCUCGGUGGGUACGUUUCGGGCACCGAGAACGAUCCUAACCACGAUAGCAUCGAAGUGUAUGACGCCGAGGCGGAUCGCUGGACACUGCAUGAAUGCCGCUUGCUGGCUCCCAACUUGGGCUUCGCCUGUGUUAAGAUGAAAUUGAAGCGGGCUUGAGUUUGCCUGGCCUGGCUUGGUCGGAGUGAAAGCGAGCCGGUUACUGGUGGCACUUGUGACGGGAAGUGGGAUAAAUGCAGCGACGAAAACGCGAGUACGUAUCCGUUUUUUUAGCAUGUUGGUGACAUUUUCUUCUCGGUGUAUUGGAUGUUUUAUGUUGAGAAACUGCCAAGGCCAUAGUUUAUUUUCUUUAUCGUAAAAUUAAUAAUGUUCUGUUUUUUCUUGUGAAUUCAGCGUUAGAUUUUAUUGGGUGAGAUGUCGUUCCGAUGAUCUCCUGUUGAUCUUAACUGUCUAGCAGUAA